UUUGAAUUUUAUUGGACCAUUUGUUUUGGUGAGAACAUUUCCGAUCAAUAACAGAAUCAAUCAGCCUCCAUCUGAGUCAUGUUUUCACCGUGGAUUAAAUAUCAUUUAUAGAGUAUGGUUACUUAUUUCAACAACCGUGGAGGUGAUAUGCUUUUAUUUUGGCAGGUUUUGUGUGACCGUAGCUAUAGUAACGGAACCGCAGCUCAUCCGGGACAAGCAGCUGAGUUGAGUUUGUUUCUGGGUUAAUCUGAUUGUUAUAACUGAUAAUGUAACGUCUCAACGGAGCCUGAAAAUGGGUCAGUAAUUGUUGUUGGUUCUGAUCUAGCUGUUGACAAAUGAUACGGAUGGCUUUAAUAAAUAAUUUAACCGUCAGCUGGCCUGAAAACGGACUUCUACAGUGAGAAAAACCUCGAAACCUCGCGAGAAGAUUCGUGUUUUCAGCUAUAGUUCCCUCCUGUGCCGCUGGGGGCAGCAAAUCCGACCCUCCGCUUUUACCGCAGCAGAAGAAGAAGCCCAGCUAAACAUCCCGCUGAACCGUUAGUCCAGAUCUGCUCUGACUGAAACCGAACCGAGCCGAGCCGAACAUGAACGAGUCUGAUGGAGUCCGCUUCCGGCGGCUGCACCGAGCUCACGUGAUCACAGAGGAGCUUCCUGAGCGGAGACACAAAGGAGGCAGCUCCUACAGUGGGAAGGUGUUCCGGGUCACUCUCCUGUCUCUGGGCGUUUUCCUGAUUCUUCCUCUUCUCAUCAUCUUCCUCAUCCUGGAGUCUCCCAUCCAGCCAGAGGCCUUCAGCUUGAAGGAGCCGCCCCAGAUGAAGGGCUGCUGGGAGCCCAACCUGCGGCUCCGGGAGGCCCGGCGGCUCUACGAGGACCAGCUUCUGGGUCCAGAGUCCAUCGUCAACAUGGGGGACGUUUUCUUCACUGGAACAGCUGAUGGCAAAAUCCUCAAGCUGAUUGGACGAAGAAUCGUUACCUUGGCAACGCUUGGCAAACCGCCGUGUGGCACCAGGGAGGAUGAGCCCACCUGCGGGCGGCCCCUGGGCAUCAGGGCGGGGCCUAAUGGGACGUUGUUCGUAGCCGACGCCUACCUAGGCGUGUUUGAGGUCGACCCUGCCACAGGUGCGGUGACCCGGCUGGUGGCGGGGGGGCAAGAGGUCGGCGGCAGGAAGCUGUCGUUCAUCAACGACGUGGCGGUGACGCAGGACGGCAGGAAGCUGUACUUCACCGAUUCCAGCAGCAGGUGGCAGCGCCGGGACUACCUGCUCCUCAUCAUGGAGGCCACGGCGGAUGGAAGAGUGCUGGAAUACGACACAGAGACGCGGGAACUAACUGUCGUCAUGGAGAACCUGCGCUUCCCCAACGGCAUCCAGCUGCUGCCGGACCAGGAGUCGGUUCUGGUGGCUGAGACCACCAUGGCCCGGAUCCGCAGGGUCCAUGUGGCGGGCCUCAACAAGGGGGGCAUGGACACGUUUGUGGACAACCUGCCUGGUUUCCCGGACAACAUCCGGCCCAGUUCCUCUGGAGGAUACUGGGUCUCCAUGGCGGCGGUCCGGCCCAACCCCGGCUUCUCCAUGUUGGACUUCCUGUCCCAGAGACCCUGGAUAAAGAAGCUCAUCUUCAAGCUGUUCAGCCAGGACGUCCUCAUCAAGGCCGUCCCUCGCUACAGCCUGGUGGCGGAGAUCCAAGAUGGCGGCGUGUGUAGGCGGAGCUUCCACGACCCCAACGGCCUGGUGGCCGCCUACGUCAGCGAGGCCCACGAGCAUCAUGGGAAACUCUACAUCGGAUCCUUCCGCUCGCCAUACAUCGCCGUGUUGGACCUGCAGGGACUGUAGAAGUGGGCCGGGUCCGGCCUCCCUCCCUGCUGGUUCUGAUGACCCGGUCCUGUUUGGAUCAGAACUUGGGGACUUUAAAAGCAGUUGUUGGAAGCUGAGGGGUCCAGUUGGGCCCAGUUCUGGUUCUGUUAUUUCAUGUCAGACUGAAUGUUCUUGUGUCGCCUCCCCUACUGCUCUGCUUCCACCCGGAACCAGGACCAGAACCGGGUCCAGGAUGUCCUCAUAAGGCUGUCCUGGACCAGAACCUGGACCGAACCCGUCCUUAUGAAGGCCGUCCCGGUCCUGGUUUCGAUUAAAAAAAUUGUGAAAAAGUGAAAUCAGGCGAGUUAAUCGUGAU
Molecule: messenger RNA, 2169 nt
Organism: Poecilia reticulata (guppy)
Lineage: Eukaryota; Metazoa; Chordata; Actinopteri; Cyprinodontiformes; Poeciliidae
Gene: apmap
Product: adipocyte plasma membrane associated protein
Cellular component (GO): endomembrane system
Molecular function (GO): arylesterase activity
Source: RefSeq, a predicted model, not a curated record